AUGGCGUUUGGUGUAGAGAUUACUGAUGAGGACUUUGAGCAGCUACUUGACAGAGCCUCCCUUGACGAAGAUGGGAAUGUCAGAUACCCUCACUUCAUGGCAAUGUUUGAUUCUCGACGAGGGGUGCCAAGCCUUUUUGAUGAACGGUCUGUAGGUAUGUCUGCAGUGGAAGAAGAAGAGCAUAUGCAUGGAAGAACACCAGAACAACUCUUCAAGAUUAUUAAGAGUCUCAUCCAUAAGAAUUAUGCAGCAGUAGAGAAAGCAUAUGAGGAUCUGGAUGAAAUGAAUUCUAGACGCCUUACUCAGGAGGCCAUGUACUUACUAUUAAAAAGUUUUGACAUUCAGCCUGGAGUUACUCGUGGAGAGAUCCGCAGACUUUGGAGCACCUUCAUCACCAACCAAGAUAAAACUUUGGACUACCUUGAAUUUGUCAGACACUUUGGUUACUCUCCAAAAUCUGCAUGUUAUCCCAAUGCAAAGAUUAGCCCCCCCAAGAAAGGCGAUGGAGACUUCAAGAUUCGAUCUAGGAAGCUGAACUGUGACUCUGACAUUCUCAUAGACAAUGUCCGUGCUAAGGUGGAGUACUUAUGGGAUGACCUGCGGAAAGAAUUUGAAGAUCUUGAUCCAUACCACACUGGCUUUGUCAGCAAAGAAGAAUUUAAAGACCUUUUAACUGAACUAUGUAUACACUUGAAUGAAUAUGAACGUGAGAUGUUAGCAAAGAAGUUUGAAUCUAUUGGUGAUGGCCGGGUAUGCUACAUUGAUUUCCUGCAACCUUUUGUGCCUCGCCGACAAGCUUUAAAAACUAAAACCAACAUGGAGGCAGUUAUGCAGAGUUCACGAGAAGAGGACAGUUCAUCUGAAUGCCAUCCCAAAGGUCUGGGCACACUGACAUCAAGGAUGCGUAAGAAGCUGCAAGGGGAGUGGAAGACACUACGCAGAGCUUUUAAGAAGCUGGACAUGGACAGCAGUGGCUACUUAUCUAUGCCUGAAUUUAGAUCCGUCCUGAAGCUCUGCAACUUUGUUCUUGAUGAAGAUGAGGUUUAUCACAUCAUGUCUAAAUACGACCAGAAUAUGGAUGGCCGCAUCAACUACAAAUCAUUUUUAGAGCACACAUGUAAGAAAGAUAACCUUUCUAUCUCUAGCACACCUCUGUCAAACACAAUAUAA
Messenger RNA from Nanorana parkeri, 1170 nucleotides. RefSeq names its product EF-hand calcium-binding domain-containing protein 6-like. The transcript has 8 exons. The coding region runs from base 1 to 1170 and encodes 389 amino acids. Lineage: Eukaryota; Metazoa; Chordata; Amphibia; Anura; Dicroglossidae. Gene Ontology annotation, molecular function: calcium ion binding. The record is from RefSeq and is a predicted model, not a curated record.